AUGACAACAACUGCUGAAACAAUUGACGUGAAGACCACAUCGGGAAGAGUGAGGGGUCGAGUGGUUGUGGCGCUCAACACAACUCUAUACCAAUUUCAAGGCAUACCAUACGCUGAGCCACCCAUCGGUGCGCUCAGGUUUGCUAAACCAAAACCCAUUCAAAAGCCACGAAAUGAUAUAAUAGACGCCACAAAACCGGGAAACAGUUGUAUGCAAAGGGAAAUGCCAUUUGCAGGCACUUCCAUCACUCAGAGUGAGGACAGUCUUGUGCUAAACAUAUGGACACCAACUCUGCCCACAGAUAAUGCAAAUAAAACAUCACUCAAACCGGUUAUGUUUUUCAUACACGGCGGAGGGUUUACUGUUGGCUCUAUUAAUGGCCACUGCAAUGGCGGACCACUGGCCACACAUGGAGUGGUAUUUGUGGCCCCGAACUAUAGGUUGGGUUACUUUGGUUUCCUAUACGGGGAUCGGGAGGACGCGCCCGGAAAUUUAGGCCUCUAUGACCAGCUGUUGGCACUCAAAUGGGUUAGAGAAAACAUUCAUCUAUUUGGCGGAGAUAGGGAUCAGAUCACCAUUUUUGGUGGCAGUGCCGGCAGUUGGUCCGUAUCAUCACAUAUACUCUCCCCAUUGUCGAAGGGGUUAUUCAAGAGGGCUAUUAUGCAAAGCGGCGCUCAUCUAAAUAAUAAGGACAGGGAUGUGAUCACUAAAGAUGAGGCUUUAAGUGAAGGCAAACGUUUAGCUAAAGAGUUGGGUUGGAGUGAAGACAUGGAUUGGAUUCAGUAUUUAAGGACAGUUGACGCCAAGGAAUUAGUGAACAAAUCAAAACAUGUGACAUUCCCGAUGUCGGGCACUGAGUUUUUGCCACUUUCCGCUCAAAAGGCAUUCAAAGAAAAUAAAAUUUAUUCCGACAUCGAUCUAAUAGCGGGAAUCACUAGUAAUGAGGGCUCAGUCCUAUCGAGAAUGUUCAUACCUCCUGACAAAAAGGUAUUUACUUUGGAUGACUUUACGGCUGCGGUUAAGUCGUCGGACGCUAUGUUUCACGGCAUAGAUGUCCAGAAAGUGGUCGACAAUUACCUGAAAUAUGUGGACACGAGUAGUACACCGGCUCUGAAGCGAGCGUUUUAUGAAUAUUUUGGCGAUUUAUGGAUUAAAUACCCGACAUAUCUAUUUGCCCGACAAAUGGCCACAACUGUUGGCAAUCGGCAUAACAUAUACUUCUAUGAACUGACGCAUCAAAACCAGUUGUUUGCCAAACAGUUUGGAUGCGAUGACAAGGACUCGGCUGUCGGACACGCGAUGGAAAUACCGUUUGUUUUUGGAAAGCCAUUUGUGGAACAGACUGUCGACUCUUAUAAUGAAACCGAUUGUCAGUUCAGUCGUGAUGUAAUGCGGAUGUGGACUAACUUUGCGAAAUACGGCAAACCGGACGACAAAUGGCCGCAACUGUUGAGUGAUCCGAAUGUACCGAAAGUGAAGGAUUUAAACCCCGACCCAAACCGACCCCCACUUUACGACCCUUACGGACACUACUAUAAUAACAUUUGGAAAUCUUAUUUUGAAUGA
Molecule: messenger RNA, 1566 nt
Organism: Medioppia subpectinata
Lineage: Eukaryota; Metazoa; Arthropoda; Arachnida; Sarcoptiformes; Oppiidae
Source: the annotation of a GenBank genome assembly